Messenger RNA from Oldenlandia corymbosa var. corymbosa, 11625 nucleotides. The record is from the annotation of a GenBank genome assembly. NCBI's taxonomy places the organism in Eukaryota, Viridiplantae, Streptophyta, Magnoliopsida, Gentianales, Rubiaceae.
AUGGUCAUGGAGGUACGGGACAGUUUGGAGAUUACACAUACAGGGGAGUAUUUAAAUUUUCUUAAAUGCUACUUUCGGGCCUUUUCUGUGAUUUUGUAUCAAAUAACGAGGCCGCAAUUCACUGAUAACCAGGAGCAUAAGCUUAGAAACAUAGUGGUGGAAAUUCUGAACCGUUUGCCUCAUAGUGAAGUUUUAAGACCAUUUGUUCAGGAGCUCCUUAAAGUGGCAAUGCACGUCCUAACCACUGACAACGAAGAGAAUGGCUUAAUCUGUAUUCGUAUAAUUUUUGACUUGCUUAGGAAUUUUAGGCCCACCUUAGAAGCAGAAGUUCAGCCCUUUUUAGAUUUUGUUUGCAAAAUUUAUCAGAAUUUUAGGGUUACUGUUAAUUACUUUUUUGAGAGCGGCGCUGUGGCUGCUCCACCGCCUGUUUCUUCGGGUUCACUGGGAUCUGGAUUGAUUGGGGACGAUAUCAAGCCGAUGGAGGUGUCCGAUCAAGUUGGUUCCACGGGCUCCCACGUUGCUCAAGGGCAACUCAAUCCAAGUACUAGGUCGUUUAAGGUGGUCACAGAGAGUCCUUUGGUGGUUAUGUUUCUGUUUCAGCUGUACAGCAGGCUUGUUCAGACUAAUAUUCCUCAUUUAUUGCCACUUAUGGUGAAUGCGAUAUCUGUUCCGGGGCCUCAAAAGGUCCCUCCUCAUUUAAAAAAUCACUUCACCGAGCUUAAAGGCGCACAGGUCAAGACCGUUUCUUUCUUAACUUACCUGCUGAAAAGUUUUGCUGAUUAUAUAAGACAACACGAAGAAAGCAUCUGCAGAAGUAUUGUUAACCUGCUUGAGACAUGUUCUGACUCUGUUUCUAUAAGAAAGGAGUUGUUGGUGGCGCUCAAGCAUGUCUUGGGAACUGAUUUUAAGCGGGGCUUGUUUCCUCUUAUUGACACCCUGUUGGAAGAAAGGGUCCUUGUUGGAACUGGUCGAGCCUGCUUUGAGAGUCUGAGGCCACUGGCCUACAGUUUACUAGCAGAGAUUGUUCAUCAUGUCAGAGCAGAUCUAUCUUUGCCUCAGUUGUCAAGGAUCAUUUACUUGUUCUCUAGUAACAUGCAUGAUGCGUCACUGUCACUCAGCAUUCACACUACAUGUGCUCGAUUAAUGCUGAAUCUGGUAGAGCCGAUUUUUGAGAAAGGUGUCGAUCAGCCAUCAAUGGAUGAAGCAAGGAUUUUAUUGGGUCGAAUUUUGGAUGCCUUUGUUGGCAAAUUUAACACUUUCAAGCGUACUAUUCCUCAGUUGCUGGAGGAGGGAGAGGAUGGAAAAAGUAGGUCCACUUUGAGAUCAAAACUUGAGCUCCCAGUCCAGGCAGUUCUUAAUUUGCAGGUUCCUGUAGAACACUCCAAGGAAGUUAGUGACUGUAAGCAUCUGAUCAAGACAUUGGUUAUGGGAAUGAAGACAAUUAUUUGGAGCAUAACCCAUGCACAUUUACCUCGGUCUCAGGUUUCACCGUCCACGCAUGGUACGUCUCCCCAGGUGCUUGCUUCUACAGCAUCAAAUUCAUCCUUGCCACAACCGUUCAAAGGAAUGAGAGAGGAUGAGGUGUGGAAAGCUUCUGGAGUUCUGAAAAGUGGUGUGCAUUGCUUGGCCUUGUUCAAGGAGGAGGAGGAGAACAUGAUUAAUCUGUUCUCACAGAUAUUGGCCAUCAUGGAACCAAGAGAUCUGAUGGAUAUGUUCUCCUUGUGCAUGCCGGAGCUAUUCGAGUGCAUGAUAUCCAAUACGCAGCUGGUCCAUAUAUUUUCAACACUUCUACAGGCGCCUAAAGUUUUCCGGCCGUUUGCAGAUGUUUUGGUGAAUUUCCUUGUCAGCAGUAAACUUGAUGUUCUGAAGGAGCCAGAUUCACCUGCUGCAAAACUUGUUUUGCAUCUUUUCCGAUACUUGUUUGGGGCUGUUGCAAAGGCCCCUUCAGACUGUGAACGCAUUUUGCAGCCACAUGUUCCUGUCAUCAUGGAAGCUUGCAUGAAAACGGCUGCUGAAGUUGAGAAACCAAUUUGUUACCUGCAGCUCCUACGUACAAUGUUUCACGCGCUUGCUGGUGGCAAGUUUGAACUUAUUCUGAGGGACUUAGUUCCCAUGCUGCAACCCUGCUUGAAUAUGCUGUUGGCCAUGCUUGAGGGUCCUACUGGUGAUGAUAUGAGAGAACUUCUACUAGAGCUUUGUCUCACUCUGCCUGCACGAUUAAGCUCAUUAUUACCUCAUCUUCCACGGCUUAUGAAGCCCCUUGUAAUGUGUCUGAGAGCAAGCGAUGAGCUGGUAACCCUUGGUUUGAGGACACUCGAGUUCUGGAUUGACAGCUUGAAUCCUGAUUUCCUGGAGCCUAGCAUGGCAAAUGUUAUGUCUGAGGUGAUUCAAGCAUUAUGGUUCCAUUUGAGACCUGCUCCUUAUCCUUGGGGUGGGAGAUCAUUGCAACUUCUCGGUAAAUUGGGUGGUCGUAAUAGACGUUUUCUCAAAGAGCCUCUUGCUCUUGAAUGUAAAGAGAAUCCGGAGCAUGGACUUAGACUGAUUCUAACAUUUGAGCCCUCUACACCAUUUCUGGUGCCUCUUGAUCGUUGCAUAAAUCUUGCUGUGGCUACUGUGAUGCACAAAAAUGGAAGUGUUGAGGCUUUCUACCGGAGACAAGCUCUGAAGUUUCUUCGUGUAUGCUUGUCAUCCCAGCUUAAUUUGCCAGGAAUUGUUACCGAAGAGGGCUCAGUAACUAGGCAGUUGUCAAGUCUUUUGGUUUCUGCAACCGACCCUUCUGUGAGAAGAUCAGAAACAUCUGAAAUAAAGGCUGACUUGGGUGUGAAAACGAAGACCCAACUGAUGGCUGAGAAAUCUGUGUUUAAGAUCCUUUUGAUGACCAUCAUUGCUGCUAAUGCGGAACCUGAUUUGGUUGACCCUAAGGAUGAAUUUGUUGUCAAUGUUUGCCGUCAUUUUGCUAUGAUAUUUCAUGUGGAUCACUCGCAUACAAAUAUAUCAGUCUCUGCCUCUUCGUUUGGUGGUCCCCUUAUCGCAUCGAGCUCCAGUGGUAGUUCUAAAUUGCGGCAUAAUGCACCUUCUAAUCUGAAAGAGCUGGACCCGUUGAUCUUUUUAGAUGCUUUAGUGGAGGUAUUGGCAGAUGAAAAUAGAAUGCAUGCUAAGGCUGCUCUUGAUGCUCUCAAUGUUUUUGCCGAGACACUUAUAUUUCUUGCUCGGUCGAAGCAUUCAGAUACUCUAGCCUCCAGAGGAGGCCCUGUUACACCUAUGGUCGUUUCUAGUCCUUCUAUGAGUCCCGUUUACUCACCGCCUCCAAGUGUCCGAGUCCCAGUUUUUGAGCAGCUUUUACCUCGCCUUUUGCAUUGUUGCUAUGGUAGUACCUGGCAAUCACAGAUUGGGGGAGUGAUGGGUAUUGGAGCUAUGGUUGGAAAAGUUACUGUUGAAGUUUUAUGCCAUUUUCAAGUGCGGAUUGUUCGGGGGCUGGUUUAUGUUCUUAAAAGGCUUCCAAUUUAUGCCUCCAAAGAGCAGGAAGAGACCGGUCAGGUGCUAACUCAAAUCCUGCGUGUUGUGAAUAACGUUGACGAGGCAAACAGUGAAGCACGAAGGCAAAGUUUCCAGGGAGUUGUAGAAUAUCUUGCAACAGAGUUGUUUAAUUCGAACUCAUCUGUUAAUGUCAGAAAGACUGUGCAGUCUUGCUUGGCACUUUUGGCAAGCCGCACAGGAAGUGAGGUCUCUGAGUUACUUGAACCUUUGUACCAACCUUUGCUUCAGCCUCUUUUCAUGCGACCACUCCGGGGAAAAUCUGUUGAUCAACAGGUGGGAACGGUCACUGCUUUGAAUUUCUGUUUAGCUUUGAGGCCUCCUCUUCUGAAAUUGACUCAAGAACUGGUCAAUUUUCUCCAAGAGGCUCUGCAAAUAGCUGAGGCUGAUGAUGCUGUUUGGGUUGUCAAAUUCAUGAACCCAAAAGUGGCAUCUUCAUUAAAUAAGCUUCGCACAGCUUGUAUUGAACUUCUUUGCACCGCUAUGGCGUGGGCAGACUUCAAAACUCAAAACCAUGCGGAACUGCGAGCAAAAAUCAUUUCCAUGUUUUUCAAAUCUCUAACCAGCCGAACUCCUGAAAUUGUUGCUGUUGCCAAGGAAGGUCUAAGACAGGUUAUACUUCAGCAAAGAAUGCCUAAAGAACUUCUACAAAGCAGCUUGCGACCUAUCUUAGUUAAUUUGGCGCACACUAAGAAUCUGAGCAUGCCUCUCCUUCAAGGACUGGCUCGUCUACUUGAACUUUUAUCCAACUGGUUCAAUGUUACUUUAGGAGGUAAAUUGUUGGAGCAUCUCAAAAAAUGGUUGGAACCUGAAAAGCUCAUGCAGGCCCAAAAGGCUUGGAAGGCUGGUGAAGAACCAAAAAUAGCGGCUGCAAUUAUUGAGCUUUUUCACUUGCUCCCUUCUGCUGCUGGGAAAUUCUUGGAUGAACUUGUUACUUUGACCAUUGAUCUCGAGGCUGCUCUUCCACCUGGUCAGUUCUAUAGUGAAAUUAACAGUCCUUAUCGGUUGCCCCUCACAAAAUUUUUGAAUCGAUAUCCUGCUGCGGCUGUUGAUUACUUUCUUGCUCGAUUGCGUGAGCCAAAAUACUUCCGGCGGUUCAUGUACAUUAUUCGAUCUGAUGCUGGCCAACCCUUGAGAGAAGAACUUGCAAAGUCACCUGAUAAGAUAAUUGCUAGUGCAUUUCCUGAAUUUUCACCAAAUUCUGAUGCAUCAACAGCACAGGGAUCUUUAAAUAACUCUAACGCAUUGGGGGGUGGUGAAGGAGCUGGUAAUCAACCUGAAAGUUCAAUGCCAACUUCAGCCAGCGCAGGAGGAACAGCUGAUGCGUAUUUUCAGGGAUUAGCUUUAGUCAAGACUUUGGUUAAACUGAUGCCUAGCUGGCUGCAGAGUAACCGUGUUGUUUUUGACACAUUGGUUCUUCUCUGGAAGUCACCUGCACGAAUUAACCGGUUACAGAAUGAGCAGGAAUUAAAUUUGGUACAAGUUAAAGAAAGCAAAUGGCUGGUCAAGUGCUUUUUGAAUUAUUUGAGACAUGAUAAAAAUGAAGUCCAUGUUCUAUUUGAUAUACUAUCAAUCUUUCUUUUCCGGACUCGCAUAGACUUCACGUUCCUUAAGGAGUUCUACAUUAUCGAGGUUGCUGAAGGUUACCCACCCAACAUGAAGAAAGCUCUGCUUCUGCAUUUUCUAAACCUUUUCCAGUCUAAACAACUUGCUCAUGAUCAUUUGGUGGUGGUCAUGCAAAUGCUCAUCCUUCCGAUGUUAGCUCAUGCUUUCCAGAAUGGCCAGACCUGGGAAGUUGUGGAUACUGCUAUAGUCAAAACAAUUGUUGACAGGCUUCUUGACCCCCCAGAAGAGGUGUCUGUCGAUUACGAUGAGCCCCUUAGGAUAGAGCUUCUGCAGCUUGCAACCCUACUUCUGAAGUAUCUUCAAGCCGACCUUGUUCAUCAUAGGAAGGAGCUCAUCAAAUUUGGGUGGAAUCACCUGAAACGUGAAGAUAGUGCCAGUAAGCAGUGGGCAUUUGUCAAUGUCUGCCAUUUCUUAGAAGCUUAUCAAGCCCCUGAGAAAAUUAUAUUGCAGGUUUUUGUUGCCCUUCUCAGAACUUGCCAACCGGAAAAUAAAAUGUUGGUAAAGCAAGCUCUUGAUAUAUUAAUGCCAGCACUUCCUCGAAGGUUGCCGCUUGGUGACUCUCGUAUGCCAAUCUGGAUACGCUAUACUAAGAAAAUUCUUGUUGAGGAGGGUCAUUCGAUCCCUAAUCUUAUUCAUAUAUUCCAGCUGAUUGUUCGACAUUCAGACCUGUUCUACAGCUGCAGAGCACAAUUUGUUCCUCAGAUGGUCAAUUCGUUAAGUCGUCUUGGUUUACCAUAUAAUACUUCUGCUGAGAACAGACGUCUUGCCAUUGAGCUUGCUGGAUUGGUUGUUAAUUGGGAAAAACAAAGGCAAAAUGAAAUGAAAGUUGCUGCUAGCUCUGGCAGCAUUGGUACCAACACUGAUGUAUUAGUUCCCACCUCUGCUACCGCUGACCCUACUCAAGCUAUAGAUGGUUCUACUUUUUCUGAAGAUUCAAAUAAGCGAAUCAAGGUUGAACCUGGCCUUCAAUCCCUUGGUGUCAUGUCUCCUGGUGGUGUCUCUUCAAUACCCAAUAUAGAAACACCGGGGUCCUCUGGCCAACCUGAUGAAGAAUUCAAGCCAAAUGCAGCAAUGGAAGAAAUGAUAAUCAAUUUUCUUAUAAGAGUGGCAUUGGUGAUCGAGCCGAAGGAAAAAGAAGCAAGCCUUAUGUAUAAACAAGCUUUAGAGCUGUUAUCACAGGCACUAGAAGUUUGGCCAAAUGCAAAUGUGAAGUUCAAUUACUUGGAAAAGCUGCUUAGUAGUAUUUCACCUUCUCAGUCAAAAGAUCCUUCUACUGCUCUUGCCCAGGGCUUGGAUGUGAUGAAUAAGGUUUUGGAGAAGCAACCACAUUUGUUCAUUCGGAACAAUAUUAACCAAAUUUCUCAAAUAUUAGAACCAUGUUUCCAGAAUAAGAUGCUUGAUGCUGGCAAGUCAUUGAGCUCUCUCUUAAAAAUGGUAUCUGUUGCAUUUCCUCCGGACGCGGCCAGUACACCGCAGGAUGUUAAAAUGUUGUACCAAAAGGUAGAGGAGCUGGUUCAAAAGCACCUUGCUGACAUUGCAGCCCCCCAAACUUCAGGAGAAGAUAUUUCUGCUAGUAUGAUUAGCUUUGUUCUCCAUAUUAUAAAAACGCUAGCUGAGGUCCAGAAAAACUUUAUAAACCCUGGGAAUUUGGUUCAUGUACUACAGCGCCUUGCACGAGACAUGAUAACCUCUAGUGGUUCUUAUGUGAGACAUGGUCAGAAAUUUGAUAAAGAUUCUGCGGUUACUUCAUCUCGGCAAGGCACAGAUGUUGGAGUUGUUAUUGCUAAUCUUAUAUCUGUGCUGAAACUGUUAAGCGAACGGGUGAUGCUUGUUCCAGAUUGCAAGCGAGCUGUGACACAAACUCUGAAUUCAUUACUCUCCGAGAAGGGAAUUGACCCUUCUGUACUUCUUUGCAUAUUGGAUGUGAUAAAAGGAUGGAUAGAGGACGAUUUUGGCAAACCUGGGAUAUCUAGUAAUUUUCUUACUACUAAGGAGGUGGUUUCUUUCCUCCAGAAACUUUCACAGGUUGAGAAGCAGAACUUCUCUCCCAGUGAUGUUGAAGAAUGGGACCGGAAGUAUCUUGAGCUUCUUUAUGGGCUUUGUGGUGAUUCAAAUAAGUAUUCUCUUUCUCUGCGUCAAGAAGUUUUCCAGAAAGUGGAGAGGCAAUUUUUGCUCGGUUUACGUGCUAAAAAUCCUGAAAUGAGGAUAAAAUUUUUCUCUCUUUAUCAUGAGUCUCUUGGUAAAACAUUGUUUGUGAGGCUACAGUAUAUCAUCCAAGUUCAGGACUGGGAGGCAUUAAGUGAUGUUUUCUGGCUUAAACAAGGGCUUGAUCUUCUCUUAGCGAUAUUGGUUGAGAAUAAACCUAUUACUUUGGCUCCAAACUCAGCCAAGGUUCCCCCACUUUUGGUAUCCAGUAGUGUUCCUGAUUCAUCUGGGCCUCAACAGAUGUUAACUGAUGUCCCAGAUGGUAGUGAAGAGGCUCCUCUUACAUUUGAUUGCCUUGUACUGAAGCAAUCACGCUUUCUAACGGAAAUGAGCAAGCUUCAGGUUGCUGAUCUUAUCAUUCCGCUAAGAGAGCUCGCUCACACAGAUGCCAAUGUUGCAUAUCAAUUAUGGGUGCUGGUGUUUCCUAUCGUAUGGGUUACCUUGCAGAAAGAAGAACAAGUGGCACUUGCCAAGCCAAUGAUAAAUCUGUUGUCCAAAGAUUAUCAUAAGAAACAGCAGGCACACCGGCCAAAUGUUGUGCAAGCUCUUUUAGAAGGACUCCAGUUAAGUCAUCCUCAGCCUCGCAUGCCUAGUGAACUUAUCAAGUAUAUUGGGAAGACAUACAAUGCUUGGCACAUUGCACUCGCUCUCCUGGAAAGUCAUGUGAUGUUGUUCAUGAAUGACACUAAAUGCUCUGAGUCUCUUGCUGAGCUUUAUCGCUUGCUCAACGAGGAAGAUAUGAGGUGUGGUUUGUGGAAAAAGAGAUCAGUCACUGCAGAAACUAGGUCCGGUCUUUCACUUGUCCAACAUGGUUACUGGCAAAGGGCGCAAAGUCUCUUUUAUCAGGCCAUGGUUAAGGCUACCCAAGGCACUUACAACAACAAUGUACCCAAAGCUGAGAUGUGCCUUUGGGAAGAGCAAUGGCUGUGUUGUGCUAGCCAACUAAGUCAAUGGGAUGUGCUGGUAGACUUUGGCAAACUCAUUGAGAAUUAUGAGAUAUUACUGGAUAAUCUUUGGAAGCAGCCUGAUUGGGCUUAUUUGAAAGAUCAAGUUUUUCCUAAGGCUCAAGUUGAAGAAACUCCCAAACUUCGUAUUAUCCAGGCAUACUUUGCUCUUCAUGAAAAAAAUACAAAUGGUGUUGCCGAAGCUGAAAAUAUUGUGGGCAAAGGUGUUGAUCUUGCUUUGGAACAAUGGUGGCAAUUACCUGAGAUGUCUAUUCAUGCCAGAAUCCCUUUAUUACAGCAAUUUCAGCAACUAGUUGAGGUUCAAGAGUCAGCUAGGAUUAUAGUGGAUAUUGCCCAUGGUAACAAACUUGCUGGGAAUUCCGUGGCUGGUGUCCACGGUGGAGUUUAUGCUGAUCUGAAGGAUAUCCUAGAGACAUGGAGGCUUAGAACACCAAAUGAGUGGGAUAACAUGUCUGUCUGGUAUGAUCUCCUUCAGUGGAGGAAUGAAAUGUACAAUGCAGUUAUUGAUGCCUUUAAGGAUUUAAGUUCAACAAACUCUCAGCUGCAUCACCUUGGUUACCGGGACAAGGCUUGGAAUGUCAACAAGCUUGCUCACAUGGCUCGUAAGCAGGGAUUGCAAGAUGUUUGUGUCACCAUAUUGGAGAAGAUGUAUGGGCAUUCGACCAUGGAAGUUCAGGAGGCGUUUGUGAAAAUUAGGGAACAAGCGAAGGCUUAUCUAGAAAUGAAGGGAGAGCUUACUAGCGGUCUGAAUCUGAUCAACAGUACCAACUUGGAGUAUUUUCCAGUUAAACAUAAAGCUGAAAUAUUUCGUCUCAAGGGAGAUUUCUUGUUGAAACUCAAUGACUGUGAAGGUGCUAAUCUUGCAUAUUCACACGCUAUCAGCUUAUUCAAGAACUUGCCAAAAGGUUGGAUUAGCUGGGGAAAUUAUUGCGACAUGGCCUACAAAGAAACGCAUGAAGAGAUGUGGUUAGAAUAUGCUGUGAGCUGUUUCCUUCAAGGCAUCAAAUUUGGAAUUCCUAAUGCCAGGAGUCAUCUUGCUCGUGUUCUGUAUCUUCUGAGUUUUGACACACCCAACGAACCAGUGGGAAGGGCUUUUGAUAAGUACUUGGAUCAGAUCCCACAUUGGGUGUGGCUUUCUUGGAUUCCACAAUUGUUACUUUCAUUGCAGAGGACGGAAGCUCCUCACUGCAAACUUGUUUUGUUAAAAGUUGCCACUGUGUUUCCUCAGGCUUUGUAUUACUGGCUGCGGACAUAUCUUCUUGAGCGCCGAGAUGUGGCAACUAAAACUGAAUAUGGUAGAAUGGCGCUGGCUCAGCAAAGAAUGCAGCAAAGUGUUUCUGGUUCUGGUCCAUCAGGUUCCUCUGGCUUGGUUGAUGGAAAUGCUCGAGUAGCCGGUCAAGUUGGGGGACAAUUGGCAUCUGACAGUCAGGUACAUCAGGGAACUCCAUCUGGUGGAGGUGUUGGACCUCAUGAUGGCCAUAACUCUCAGAUGCAAGAACCGGAAAGGUCCGCCACUGAAGGAAACAUGCCUGGGACUGACCGUUUACAGCAGAUUUCAUCUUCAAAUGAUGGGGGUUCAAAUGCAAUGAGGCGUGGUGGUGGAAUGGAUCUAGUUGGUUCCGCAGCCAGUGCUUUUGAUGCUGCUAAGGACAUAAUGGAGGCCCUCAGAAGUAAACAUAAUAACCUGGCCAGUGAGCUUGAGAUAUUGUUAACGGAGAUAGGUUCAAGAUUUGUUACUUUGCCAGAGGAGAGAUUAUUGGCAGUGGUUAAUGCUUUGCUUCACCGUUGUUACAAGUAUCCUACAGCCACCACUGCAGAAGUUCCGCAAUCUCUUAAGAAGGAACUUUCUGGUGUUUGCCGUGCCUGCUUUUCACUAGAUGCCGUGAACAAGCAUGUUGAAUUUGUAAGAGAAUACAAGCAGGACUUCGAACGUGAUCUCGAUCCAGAAGGCACAGCCACAUUCCCUGCUACCCUUUCUGAAUUGACUGAACGGUUAAAACAUUGGAAAAAUGUUCUACAGAGCAAUGUUGAAGACCGUUUUCCAGCUGUUCUUAAGCUGGAAGAUGAAAGCAGGGUGUUGAGAGACUUUCAUGUUGUUGAUGUGGAAGUUCCUGGACAGUAUUUUACUGAUCAGGAGAUUACCCCUGAUCAUACAGUAAAGCUAGAUAGAGUUGGAGCAGAUAUUCCAAUAGUUAGAAGACAUGGCAGCAGUUUCCGACGGUUGACACUUAUCGGUUCUGAUGGUUCACAACGUCAUUUUAUCGUUCAGACAUCAUUGACUCCCAAUGCUAGAAGUGACGAACGAAUCUUGCAACUUUUCCGUGUUAUGAACCGAAUGUUUGAUAAGCAUAAAGAGUCUAGGCGUCGCCACAUAUGUAUUCACACGCCUAUAAUCAUACCGGUGUGGUCGCAGGUCCGUAUGGUAGAGGAUGAUUUGAUGUACAACACAUUUCUUGAGGUUUAUGAGAACCACUGUGCCAGGAAUGACAGAGAGGCAGAUCACCCCAUUACCUAUUUCAAGGAGCAACUAAACCAAGCUAUCUCGGGUCACGUAUCACCUGAAGGUGUUGUUGAUCUCCGCCUCCUAGCUUAUAAUGACAUCACGAAAAAUCAUGUGAGCGAUAGCAUAUUCUCACAGUACAUGUACAAGACUUUGCUGAAUGGAAACCACUUGUGGGCUUUCAAGAAGCAAUUUGCUGUCCAGUUAGCACUGUCAAGUUUUAUGUCUUUCAUGCUGCAAAUUGGAGGAAGAUCCCCAAACAAGAUUUUGUUUGCUAAAAACACGGGGAAAAUAUUCCAGACUGAUUUUCACCCAGCAUAUGAUGCAAAUGGCAUGAUUGAAUUUAAUGAACCUGUGCCUUUCCGUUUGACAAGGAAUCUUCAAGCUUUCUUCUCUCAUUUUGGCGUGGAAGGGCUAAUUGUCUCUUCUAUGUCUGCCGCAGCACAGGCUGUCAUGUCACCUAAACAAAGUCAGCAUCUGUGGCAUCAUCUAGCUAUGUUUUUCCGCGAUGAGCUCUUAUCUUGGUCUUGGAGGAAACCUGCAGUGAUGCCUAUGGGCCCAAUGAUUGGCGGUGGUGGUCUGAACCCUGUUGACUUGAAACAGAAAAUCACUACAAACGUCGAGCAUGUUAUUGGCCGGAUAAGUGGAAUAGCUCCUCAGUAUAUCUCAGAAGAGGAGGAGAAUGGUGUAGAUCCUCCACAAUCUGUUCAGAGAGGUGUGGCCGAGCUAGUUGAAGCAGCCUUGACUCCCCGGAACUUGUGCAUGAUGGAUCCAACAUGGCAUCCAUGGUUUUAA